AUGGAAUUUCAAGAAAAAGAAGUUAUUCUAACACCUAAUAGAAGAGGACGUAAGAAAAUAUCCGAUAAAUCUACUGGGAAGAGAGAAGUUGAAAAAUCAAAACGAUAUGUGGCUAAAGGACCUCCAAAAAUACCACAAUGCGUACAUAGAAAUUUAAAACAGGGUAAUAAAUGUAACGAGUUGACGACUCAAGACUAUAGACGAAAUGCAGUGGAUGCAUUUAGGGUGAAUGUCAUCCAUGCCAGGCAGCAAGUGCGUUCGCCCGUUACGAACAUAGCACGCACCUCUUUCUUUCACAUUAAGCGUGCCAACAUCUGGCUGGCAGCAGUGACCAAGCAAAAUGUAAAUGCUGCUAUGGUGUUUGAAUUCCUGUUAAAGAUCAUUGAUGUGAUGCAAUCAUACUUUGGCAAGGUCUCCGAGGAAAACAUUAAGAAUAACUUUGUGCUCAUAUAUGAGCUGCUAGAUGAGAUCUUAGACUUUGGUUAUCCACAAAAAUCUGACACAGGAGUACUGAAAACCUUCAUCACACAACAGGGCAUAAAGUCUGCUUCUAAGGAGGAACAGGCUCAGAUCACAUCACAGGUGACAGGGCAAAUUGGUUGGCGAAGAGAAGAACCGGAGAUUUGGUUUGCUCAGGUAGAAGGACAAUUCGCGAUUUCAGUUGGGCAUUCCUAUUUGCCACCCGACCGUAUAUUUGGAAAUAUCGAAAGAGAGAUACGCCCUUUAGAGGUGAUUGCGGAACCCGAGGUUUAUUUUGAUAUUUUCAAAAGAUAUGGUAAAGUUAUUAGACUUGGAAGUGACUUCCAGUUUUAUGACUGGAAAACAAGCGUUACAAAUGUGCUGAAAUUACCAGGAUCUUGGCAUUUCAAAUUUAAUGCUUCUAAAAGAUUUUUCCUGAGAAAGGAUAAGAAUAAUAAAAUUGGAAUCUAA
Molecule: messenger RNA, 930 nt
Organism: Parnassius apollo (apollo)
Lineage: Eukaryota; Metazoa; Arthropoda; Insecta; Lepidoptera; Papilionidae
Source: the annotation of a GenBank genome assembly